AUGGUUUCCACAUCGUUAUUCGACGAUGGACCUGAAAUUGAAUUUCCAUCAGAAAUUAUGUGUUCACAGUUCCAUCCGACGAUUCCGAAUGUUUAUGUCGCAGGUGCAAUAUCGGGACAUCUUCAUUGGAUGAAAAUAAACGAUGACGAAAAUGAACAGUCGAUGUCGAAUGAACGUUCGAUGAAAGUUCAUAAAAAAUCAGUUCGGGCGAUCGGAUUCACACCGGAUGGUCAAUCAAUUAUCACCGCAUCAAAAGAUAAAUCUAUUAAAUUACGAUCAACCGAAACGGGUAAAAUGGUAGCGAAAUAUACUCGAGCACAUGAUUUGCCGAUCAAUUGUUUGUGUAUUAUUGAUAACUGUGUUUUAGCCACUGGUGAUGACGAUGGCUAUGUGAAAUUAUGGGAUUAUCGACAAAAGAAACCUUUAGCAGAAUUUCAUGAUUGUGAAGAUUAUAUAAGCGCAUUGACAUGUGCAAGUGAUCGACGAACUUUAUUAGCGACAAGUGGUGAAGGAACAUUGACUGUUUAUAAUGUUCGAAAGAAAAAAUUGCAAUUACAAUCGGAGUUAAUGGAUAGUGAUUUAACUGCUUGUCGAAUUGUUAAAGAUGGAGAAAAAGUUGUUUGUAGUACAAUGGAAGGUGUUUUGUAUUUUUUUAAUUGGAAAGAAUUCGGUAAUAUGUCUGAUCGAUUUCCUUGCCAUUCGAGUGGAAUUGAAUCUUUGAUAACACUCGAUGAGUCACUUAUUGUUACGGGAUGUGAAGAUGGAAAAAUGCGUACUCUUAGUCUUUAUCCUCAUCGAAUUUUAUCGACUGUUGGUCGAACGUGUACAAUGCCAAUACAAACAUUAUCUGCAUCGUGUGAUACGAAUUAUUUGAUCGGCUCAUCGACAUCACCAGAAACACUGCAGUUGAUUGAUGCGCAACAGUUGAAAAUCAUUUCGAAUGAAAAGAAGAAGAAAGGAGCGAAACAAGUUAAAAAUGAGUUUUUUGCUGAUUUUGAGGCAAAUAUUGGCGAAGAAAAAGAAGAAGAUCAAUCGUCAGAUAAUUCCAGCGAUGACGAUGACGACGACGACGAUGAUGAUGAUGAUGAUGACAGUGAUGAAGAAAUAAGGCAACCACCGAAAAAAAAGAAAAAAGUCCAUUUUUAA
Adineta ricciae is the source of this 1146-nucleotide messenger RNA. NCBI's taxonomy places the organism in Eukaryota, Metazoa, Rotifera, Eurotatoria, Adinetida, Adinetidae. The record is from the annotation of a GenBank genome assembly.